CCGUAUACUGUCGUAUUCUUUAAAUGCGUCACUUUUUUUGAGAAACGCCGAGAAGUUUUGUUAUUUCGCGUUCUUAUAAGCGUAUAUCGAUCGCAACUAACCCACCAACAAUAUAAGCAAAAGGAAAGCUAAUCGAACAAAACAAGAAUAUGUCGGGAACUACACAGAAAUACAGAAAUUUCAUAGCGGAGCCUAUGGGACAGAAAUCGGUGACAGAAUUAGCCGGAAUUGGUGAAACGCUUGGCGGUCGUUUAUCCGAGGCAGGCUUUGAUAAGGCUUACACCGUGCUCGGCCAGUAUUUGGUGCUGAAAAAGGACGAGGAGCUUUUCAAGGAUUGGAUGAAGGAUGUUUGUAAUGCGAGCUCAAAGCAGGCAUCCGAUUGCUAUAAUUGCCUCAACGAUUGGUGUGAGGAAUUCUUGUAAUCGAUCUUCUGCGGCCUUCUGCAUAAAAAUCUCUGGACAAUGCAAUUAAAAACAAAAACCACAUUCUCCACGCUAUAAUAUUCGAUGCAUACAUAAAUAGAUUGUCCACAGUAACGUUAAGUCUCAAUUAAAUGUAUAGCGUCUUCUCUAAUUUAAUAAACGUUUAUUAAUAAGGCCAA
Messenger RNA from Drosophila grimshawi, 601 nucleotides. RefSeq names its product barrier-to-autointegration factor (gene baf). Gene Ontology annotation, molecular function: DNA binding. The record is from RefSeq and is a predicted model, not a curated record. The transcript is spliced from 2 exons. The coding region runs from base 150 to 422 and encodes 90 amino acids. NCBI's taxonomy places the organism in Eukaryota, Metazoa, Arthropoda, Insecta, Diptera, Drosophilidae.